AGGAUGAAGAGACAUGCUCAAUAAUAGAAAGAAGAAAAGACCAAGACAGAAAGAGGGAGGAGAGAAAAACAAAGGUCCUCAAAAUGCUUUCCAAACUACAGGAUGACACAGUUCAGCAGUCAAAAAGCAGCAGAGGUCACUCAAACUUUGAAGACUUUGAUUUUUUGGCAAAAUAUUGCAUUUUUAAUCAGGAGAAGCUGGCUGAGUACAAAAGAGCUUUUGAAGAAGAGGACAGUGAUGGGGAUGGAUAUAUUUCUUGUCUUCAAGUUCUGUGUGCAUUGAAAAGCAUUAUCCCCCCUGAGCUGCUGUCUGAGGAGGAAGAGAUCUAUGUCUGCAGGAUUCUGGAGAUGGUGGACUUCAGGGUCACUGAUGGGCUUGUGGACCUCAGGCUGUUUGCAGUUAUAGCCAGUCUGGCCCAAAAGAUCGCUACUAUGGAUGACUUUAUGCGCUCCUUAAUCAGCAGUAUAGACUUUCGCUCUUUGGAAGUGAAGCUUUUCAAGGCAAAGAAGCUGUUCCUAUUCCUUCUAGAGGAGCAGACUGGUGACGGGACAUCCCAACAGAAGUAUAUCAGCCCAGAACAACUGAUUCUGGAGUUAAAGGCUGGAGGCAUCUGUUUAGAGCAUGAGGCAAACAUCAGAAUGGAGAUCCAGCACAUUCCCCCCUUAGAUCUGUUGGACUUUCUGGCCUAUCUGCCUCUGUUCAUGCUGAUUCACAGGUCUGUCAUUGCCAACCCAUUAGAAGACUUCUGCAACUUAUGACACUUCUCCACUACUGCUUUUAACUACUUUUGUGCUGCAGCUCACAAUGCAACUGCAUCUCUAACAAAUUUGUUGUUUAACAAUGUCUCUGAGGUAACUAAAUACAACAACUAAAACACUGUUGGGCUUUCAGAGGUGCUGACUGCACUAGAUCUUAAGAGCUGUCUAUGGUCCUGAAAUUACUUUAUGAAUGUAACAUGGAGGUGUUUGUAUAAA
Molecule: messenger RNA, 974 nt
Organism: Periophthalmus magnuspinnatus
Lineage: Eukaryota; Metazoa; Chordata; Actinopteri; Gobiiformes; Gobiidae
Exons: 6
Coding region: 84-758 (224 amino acids)
Molecular function (GO): calcium ion binding
Source: RefSeq, a predicted model, not a curated record